This is a messenger RNA of Episyrphus balteatus (marmalade hoverfly), 2612 nucleotides long. RefSeq names its product arginine/serine-rich protein PNISR. The coding region runs from base 82 to 2247 and encodes 721 amino acids. Lineage: Eukaryota; Metazoa; Arthropoda; Insecta; Diptera; Syrphidae. The record is from RefSeq and is a predicted model, not a curated record. Gene Ontology annotation, molecular function: RNA binding. The transcript is spliced from 9 exons. Gene Ontology annotation, cellular component: nuclear speck; presynaptic active zone.
AUUAAUGGUGGACCAGACAACUUGAAAAAUUUCUCCCAAAAAAAUUUAUAAUAUAUCAAAAAUCUAUUGAAAAACAUUAAAAUGUUUUCCGGAGGCGAUUCAAGUGGUGACGGUGUAAAUAGUCGUAAUCAAUUUAAUUGGCAAAUGACUUCGCAAACGUCUUGUAAUGUAAAUUCAGGUUCAAUCGAUUGGGCAUCUUUGGCCCAGCAAUGGAUACAAAUGAAAGAUUCGGGUGCUGGCCUUCCUGAAGCACCACCGCCUCCUAUCAUUAGUAGUAACACCAAUUCAAUAAAUAAAUCAAUAAAACAACCAACAGCCAAAUUCGAUGAACAAGGUGAAGCCGAUAUGGAAGUGGAAAAGGAAGAUGAGGUACAAGUUGUUGGAUUCGGUCAUAAUACAACACCACCUCCACCGCCGACAUCAGCUCGAUGGAUACCUAUUUCAAAUCAGCAACAACAAGAUACUGAAACAUAUUGUCCACCACAUCAAACCUGGACGUGGCCUGCACGUGUGGCCUUACCGCCUCCAAUUCUACAUGUGCCUAUAACAACUGGAUCUUUGACCCCGCCUAUUCCAAAAGAUAUUAUCAGUAGUACAACGCCACCACUGCAAAAGGCAAAUGUAAACGUCGAAUUAGCAGCUAUGUCGUUGCCCGGCAAAGGAGUUGUAGAAAAUCUUCCAAUGGACGCCGCUAAACGAAAGAUUCUUCCAGCUUGGAUACGUGAAGGACUCGAGAAGAUGGAACGCGAGAAGUUAAAACAACUCGAACGUGGUACAAAAGACAAGGACCCUUCAUCCGCAGGUACAUCAGCUGUCGAUGAGAGUGAUAUUAAUAAUUUUAAGUCUAUGGUAAAAAGUAGCAUCACGGAAAUGGAAGGUGAGAGUUCAGGUAAUGAAGAUGCUAACAAUGAAACUGAGCCACUUGAUGACACCGAUGCCGAUUCGGUACUCGCACUUCAUGCAAAUAUUUCAACAAAUGACCCAUCAGAAAACAUCCUCAAUUCGGGUAAAACGUAUGAAGAAAGAAUUGCGGAAAUGAUGAUUGGUGUACGAAAGACAUUAACGGAACUUCUUCUAGAAGUGACAAAUGAAGAAAUAGUUAUUUUAGCAAAUGAAGCAAUUCGAAAAAGAAGAGAAAAAGCUUCAUCGGUCCAAGUUAUCCGCAAAAGCGCAAUACCUUCUAUUACCGGCAAAUUGGGUCUAGAAGCAUAUGCAGACAGCGAUAGUGAAAACAGCGCAUCUGACAACGACACAACCAACGAUGAAAGCAAACGUUCUGAUGACGAUUAUGACUCUGAGGAGGAGUUGAAGGCCAACAUACGAAUUUGCCAACGCGCUUUUUUGAGAACUAUUGAAGAAAUUGAAGAUAAGAUCGAAGCAUCUGAAGUUCGCGACGAGCUUCUUCUGAAGGAGCAUCGAAAAGAUGAGAUCAAAAAAGAAGCCCCUUUGCCUGGACCCACAAUGAGUCCAGUGCAUCAAAAAACGAAACGGUUUGAUAAGGAUAUCGGUGAGCCACUACAGCCUGAUAAAAAAUCAAAUUCAAACGGUAAACGUAGAAAGGAACGGACAUCCCGAUUCAGUGAUAAUAAGGACUCUAGAAAUCGCAACAUGAGCACGAGUUUUUAUCAACCACCAGCAUUGGGUUCGGGAAGUAUACCUUCACAGACAAUGCCAGGAGCUAUACCGGUGCUUCCGAUAUCUAACUUUACAGGGGGAGAAUUUAAAUCACGAACAGGAAAUUCAUCAAUUGCUUCCCCUUCAGAAAAUGAUAAUAAACGCUCUGGCAGUAGCAGCACGCACAAAUCAUCAAAGCAAACAAGUGCAUCUACAUCAGCACAUAAUCGUCGUCACAGUGAUUCAUCCACAUCAUCUUCAGACUCUUCGUCAAGUAGCAGCACAAGCACUUCCCAUAGCAGGCGCUCUAAAUACAGUGACUCGCGUCGCAAACGAUCUUCAAGAGAACGAUCGAAGCGAUCUAGUCAUAAAAGUUCUCAUCGGAGUAGCUCUCACAGGAGUAGCUCACACCGUAGCAGUCGUAGAAGAGAUUCGUCAGAAUCAAAUGAUGACGAUCGCUACAGUAAACGAUCAUCACGUCGUCGGCAGCAUAAAAGCCACUCCUCCUCAAAGUAUUCACGAAGAAAUGAUCGUCGUCGAUCUGACUCGAGAUCUUCUCGUUCACGAACGAGGUCAAGAUCAAGGUCAAGAUCUACUACGUAUAGCUCAAGUCGACGGGGUGAUCGAUGCUAAAAGCAAAUUCAUUUAAAAUAUAUAUAUAAAUUCUUUUUUCAGGAUCUUUUGAAUGCAUACAAUCUUGUUUUGUAGUAGAUUGUACAAAGCUAAAAAUGAAAUAUGAUGUUUCAAAAAAUAUAUAAAAAAAAAAUAUUCUUCCACAUGCCUGAUCAUUUUAUCCUAUCCCUUUUUCAUUCCUAUUGUUGAGUCAUAUUAUAUUUUCAGAAAACUUAAAAAUAUUUAAAGAAAAAAUAAAAUAUUACGAGUUCAAAUUUCUUUAGCCUUGAUAAAAUAACAUUUAUUUACUUACUCGUACUUUCUUUCUAACUAAGCUUUUAGAACUUUUAACUAUAUUUAAUCUGAAAUAUAUUUUCAAAGAAAUA